This is a messenger RNA of Periophthalmus magnuspinnatus, 4845 nucleotides long. It is a transcript of the gene tmem131l, whose product is annotated as transmembrane 131 like. The transcript has 34 exons. The coding region runs from base 115 to 4641 and encodes 1508 amino acids. NCBI's taxonomy places the organism in Eukaryota, Metazoa, Chordata, Actinopteri, Gobiiformes, Gobiidae. The record is from RefSeq and is a predicted model, not a curated record. Gene Ontology annotation, cellular component: membrane.
AGAAAGAAAGGAGGGAGGGAGCUUGUGUGCGCUGCUCGCUCAAAGAAAGACCAACACAGCGAAACACACAAGGCUGGCUGCGACUAGAGAGACAGAGCCAGCAGGGCAGGCAGCAUGGCGGGGCCGCAGGACUUCCAACAAGGCAGCCACUGUCACAGGAAAACGUGGAUCAAUAUAUUACUAGGAAUACUACAAUUACUUUUACCAUGCGUACAGCACGGAGGAGCCCAGCUGCAAGCCCUGAGUCAGAUUUCUACCAGCGUUGUGGAGGUUUGGCAGCCGGAGGAUGCAGAACCUUUAAUUCCGCUUCAGGUGGAGAAGGAUAGAAGAAAAGAGGGUCUUCCACUGGAGGAAAGCUCUUCUUCCUACAGCCAGGAGAGUGGGAGGCCUCUGCACUUUCAGCCAUCCGCGCUGGAGUUUGGGACACAGCCGCUGGGGCUGCCCAGAGCAGAAACCAUAUAUAUACACAACCCCAGCCAGGAAGUCCCUGUGACGCUGCUGUCCAUGUUUACGUCCAGCAGCCAUUUUUACAUCCCUUCCUUUCACAGAAGAGUGAUCCCACCCAGAGGGAAGGCUUCUUUUAAACUUAUAUUCCUCCCAUCAGAGGAGGGCAAUGUAGAAAACACAUUAUUUAUAAACACAUCAGCCCAUGGGCUGCUGUCAUACCAGGUAUUUGGUGUGGGAGUUCAGUGGGGCUCUUUAAAGUCUGUUCACAGAAAGGACAGCCUGCUUCUAUUCCCCCACAUUCAGAGCAUUAAGCUGACCCAAACUCAGGAAGAUGCCUCAAACAUCACCAUUCUGGGUCUUCUUCUUGAGUGCAGCUUGCCCAAGAACUUGUUCAACAGUCCAGAGGGCUCCUGUCUGCAGAGCGAGGAGCGGCUGACUCUGCAGAUUAACCUAUCGGCUCGUGGGGACCGCCCGGCUGACCUGGACAAGCUCAAACCUUAUGUCAUAGAGCACAUCCUGGUGCUGCUGGUGGCUCACGGGGCAGGACUGCUCACUGCAGCUGAGCCAAAGCUGGGAGUUUAUAUGUUAAACUCGGGAUGCAAAAAGCUUGACGUAAAGAAUAUGCAGGUGCUCACCAAAGUAGAGGCCAUCCUGGAUGUCCAUCAGGCUUUAUUGAGGCCUGAAGCAAAAAACUUCACCCAAGUAGCUACAGUGUCCUGCAGAGGUUCAAUGCCAGGCCAUGGGCGGAAGUGUAUCAGUCAUAUCACUUUAGACAUUGUGGGAAACCAGAGCCUGGUUGACCUCUCUGGGCUACAUAUCCCACACAGGAAGAGCACAGAGGAGAUGUUCCAGCUGAAGCAGACAGACUCAGAGCAGGUUGAGCUGUGGAUCUCUAACCCUUUGUCUGUGCCCCUGACAGUGACCAACGCCUCAUUGGCACACAGGUUCAACAGUGCACUCAAGGUGGUGAACUUCAGCCGCCCCGUCACACUUCCUCCAGGAUGUUUUCAUGUCCUGUCCCUCCAGUUGCUCCACAAAAGCCCUCCCCUAAACCAGGUGGUCGGCCUGAGCCUGAAAACCAGCCUGGGACCCACGCUACACAUCCCCCUGUACUUUCACACCAGUUUCUCCAAGCAGGGUGGUGUGCUGUUUGGUGUGGAACGAGAGUGCAGCCGGCCCUGUCCGCUCAGAUUGUCUGAAACAGGUCGCUCAGAGUGGCAACGCUCUCUCCUCCCAGACUUCUUUCCCUCCUCCUGGGCUAUAGACAGUAAACUGGCCUCACAACUGUGCUCCAGAUGGCAGAGACACAGAGACAAGCCCCCUUGCAGGUGGCCCAGACUUCCCGUGGAAACCUCCUCCCCUUUGGACUUUGGUGCUACACCUGUCAAUGAAAGCAAGGUAAAAACCUUUGUACUGAAGAACCCUUCCUCAUCAGUGGUUGCUGUAGAGAUUCGAAUCCUCUCGCUGUAUCCUGCUCCCCUGGAGGCUCUGGGUCUCCUUACUAAAUGGUUUAAUAUCAGCCCAGUGUCUGUGAAUAUCAGUACAGCUGAAUUCUCUCUGCUGGCCAGUACACCAAAGUCUGUGGACAGCGAACGGGGCCUGAGCAGAGAGGGAGUGCUGCGCCUCCUGCUGCAGCCUUGGGAGUCCCGGGAGGUUGCUGUGGUCUACACGCCCUCUGAGCACAAACCCACUACUACCAUUCUCAUCAUCAGGAACAACCUGACGGUGUUUGACAUGGUGACAGUGCGGGGUCAUGGAGCCAAAGAGCUCAUCCGGGUGGGGAAUAAACUGCCAGGCCCCGGGGCCUCUCUGAGAUUCAACGUCCCUCAGUCCACACUCAUGGAAUGUCGAGAUGGCCUUCGGAACAAUAAGCCGCUGUUCGCCAUUAGGAAGAGCUUCAAAGUGGAGAACGCAGGAGAGCUGCCGCUGACCGUCAUGUCCAUGAACAUAAACGGCUAUAAGUGUCAGGGCUUUGGCUUCGAGGUGCUGCAGUGCCACUCCUUCAGUCUCGACCACAACGCCUCCUCCGAGAUCACCAUCGCGUUCACCCCAGACUUCACGUCAUCGUGGGUGAUCCGGGACCUGACCCUGGUGACAUCACGGGGCACGUCUUUCCCCUUCACCCUGAACGUGACGCUGCCCCACCACAUGCUGCCCCUGUGUGCUCAGGUGGUGCCCGGGCCCAGCUGGGAGGAGAGUUUCUGGCUGGUGACCCUCAUCUUUACCUGCUUUUCUCUGUUCGGUGUGUGCUUGAUGGCGUUCCAUCAGGCUCAGUACAUUCUGAAUGAGUUUUCCACACCCAGCAUCAGGAGCAACCAUAACUCAAGUCUACCUCGAGACAAUGGAGCGGUCAACAACAUCACACCCAAUGGAGUCAAUAAAUCCAAGGGAAGUUGUAAGAGCUAUGUGGACUCGUGCCACCCAUCAGACAAAGGAAAAGGUCGAGGGUCACCUGCUGUGGCCAACACUCCUCCUCAGAGACCUCAGUCCUCAAAGAAGGGCUCCUCCUCAACACCGUCCCAGGCCCAGAAAAAACCCAAAGUAUCCCUGUACUACUCCAAGUACAAGUACAGCCCAGCUCCUGCGGCAGCAGUGAGCAUGGAGGAGGAGGGCGAGGAGACAGAGGAGCUGCUCCCUGACACGCCCUCCAGCCCUGAGCCUGAUAACCUGGAGCCCGCUUUCCUCUCCGAGCUGGAGAGUAAGGCAGAGUACACGGAGCCAAAUGGUGCGGAGCCCCCAGCAGUGGUUAUGUUUCCCAUGGAAAUGCCUGCUGGCUUCCCCGACAACGUGACCGUAAGCCCCGGUCCUCGGCCAGGCCUGCUCAUGUGCACGCCCACAGUACAGAGCUUUACACAGCCCUACGACAAGAUGGAGGCUGCCAAAAGGGAAUGCUCCGAGCAAGAGCUCAGAGAUGGAAAAGGCCAGAAAAAGAAAGUGCAGAGUGCAGAAUUUGGCACUACACCAGGAAAUAAGGGAAAGAGGAGCCGCAAAAAGGCCGAAAACGGCCUAAGUGCCCCUGAUCACAGUGUGGUGGCAGCAGAGAGGGAAAAGGAACCCGAAUGGAAAAAUGGCAAUCACAACAGCGCAGCUCGCAGCAGGAACCGAAACAGCUGCAAAUCAGACGCACCAAAGACAGGGCCGUGUGCAGAGAGCGCCCUCCGACUCAAUGGGAUGUGUCCCGGUCGCGCUCGCCGUAGAGGCCUGUCUGAUCGCCGCACAGGGCCUUGUGAGUCGGGCUCAGACUCGGGCAGCUCCUCCGGCAGCGUGCGGGCCAGCAGGGGGAGCUGGGGCAGCUGGAGCAGUGCCAGCAGCAUGGAGGGGGAAAAGGAGCAGAGCGGACGAGCACACACCUGCCCUACCUCAGCCAAGAAAAGAGAACCCAUGCAAUACAGCACUUACCCAUCCGACAGAGAGUACCAGAACAUCAAUACAAAGGCCUUCAGCAUGAACACAUUGUAUGUUAAAGACCUGUGCCAAAGUCCAGAGCCCCCUGGGCCCAGCUUUAACCCCAGUUUUGCUGCAGUGGCUGCAGGAGCGGACAGGAAUAUGGAAGUGUGCGGUCAGUAUGUGCCUGAGGAGACAUGGUCCGCUCCCUCCAUCCCUCUGACUAAUGAGUUCCGAUACAACACCACAGAGGCCCUGCCCUACCUCCCCCAGGCCGCAGUCCCCAGCACGUACAACGGGUUUACAUGGAAUAGUGCCAACAACCACUGCAGCCCAUACACGUACUGCGAGGAUAACGACUACAUAGGUAAUGGGACGUUCCCUAGUGCAUACCCGGGUCAGGAGUGUCACAGUGGCCAGUCUCCGAGCAGCUGGACAGAGGAGCAGCCCCAGGGCUCUCCUCCUGCCUGGGACACUGCAGCAGCCUGUGUGGGCACCAAGCCGUUCUUCUCUGGAACCCGCAGCCUGUCGCCCAUGUCUAGUCUGUUUGGCUCCAUCUGGACUCCUCAGAGCGAGCCAUACCAGAACCACUUUCACCCGGAGCGCUCAGCACCCAUUUCGCCCGUGUCCCCUGUCACCCCGCCCCGCUCGCCGUUCACUAGGGAGCCCCAGGGCCCCUGUGUACCCACCCAGUAUCCCGGCUUCAACCCCUUUGGCCCUCACAUGAAUCUGGACAUCUGGAACUCCUCGUCCAACCGCAGCUCCAACUCCCAACUGUCUAACGACUCGGGCUACUGCGGCGACGUCUAGGCCACAGCCACAUGUAUGCGACAUGUUAAACAAAGGAAAUCAAGUGAAUGUUCUUUUAUCGUUAUUGGGGAAAAUGUGAAUAUUCCUUCUUUUAUGUUCCCAUUUUCAAAUGUUCAAUGUUGUGAAAGGUUAAGCAUUUGUUGUAUAUUUUUCUAGAUGUUUUGCAGUUUUGAUCAUAGAAAAAUUAAAAAAAAAAGGUUUUGU